This is a messenger RNA of Wallemia mellicola CBS 633.66, 2147 nucleotides long. RefSeq lists its product as hypothetical. Gene Ontology annotation, biological process: mitochondrial protein processing; protein quality control for misfolded or incompletely synthesized proteins. The coding region runs from base 1229 to 2140 and encodes 303 amino acids. NCBI's taxonomy places the organism in Eukaryota, Fungi, Basidiomycota, Wallemiomycetes, Wallemiales, Wallemiaceae. Gene Ontology annotation, molecular function: metalloendopeptidase activity. The record is from RefSeq and is a predicted model, not a curated record. Gene Ontology annotation, cellular component: mitochondrial inner membrane. The transcript is spliced from 4 exons.
GUUAGGGCUCCACAAGGGUGCUUUUAAAAGUACUCGCGCGGUCAAAAACACGUAUUUCUUGCAUUAAUAUGCUCGCAAAUUCCUUAAUCAGGUUGAUAUAGUGAUAAGGUAUGAUAUAGAUACGUGCAGUCCACGUGAUAAGCUCUUUGAGACUACCUUCCCGUACACUGUCGAGUAAAAGACAGUGAAGCUGGUCAGAGAGCCGACAGAAACCAUCUGUAAGAAAGCGAGAUGUAAAUUGAGGUUUAUCCUCAAUAUAUGGUAGUCUAAAUCAUGCCUAUUUAUUGGUAUAUCUUUACUCCUUUGGAUUUUGUGGGCUUUUUUGUGCUUUUCUUACCUUACCAUCAUCAUUGAAAGCUAUUUUACGUCUUACAUACCUCAAAUAUUAUAACAAUAUCAGGAGUCUUAAUAACAUUGUUUAACUCCAUGGUGUAUUUGUCUCGGGCAACAAAAUUGAUGUAUGUAAUGCCAAUAUAUGCCCUAUCAACUUGGGAAUGUUACAGCGAUUGACAAUGGUCUGAUUAUCUAUAACAUGAAUAGCUUAGGUUUGUCAAGUGUCGUUAUUGUUUAAAAGUGACAUUAUGCGACCUACAUUCCCGUGAUUGAGAUUGUAGAUCGAGGGAGGAAGCAAUAAACGAUAGGCCUUUUCUACUUUUCAAAAUACUCUCCACUAACGUACAGUAAUUUGGUCUAAACAUCGGUACGCUAGUGAUGUCACGUAGGCUAACCCAAAAAAUGUACUAUCGGGAGAAGGGAAUGAGCAAAAUAGUGAUGCGUAAUUGAUGAAUCACAUAAUUAUGGAUAUGAUAUCGAUCCCGGCUGUUGAAGACUAGGAUGCGGUGUUGGUUCGUGUGAUUAGAUCAAACGUAUGCAACUUGUUGUAUUCUACGUGUGCUAACAGCAGACCUGAAAGUGUCCAUGGAUAUGAAGAUAUCAGUAUUAGGCUUCUUAUAGCUUUCGAGUGCAUAUGCCGUCUGUUCUGUACCCUAGUUCGCUAUAUUAGAAGCGCGAUACAGCCCCAGAAUACGCGAACUAGGUAGUUAUCUAUCCGGGAGUGUUUUUAGACAGUAGGAAGAAAACACAUCAUGACAGUCGUCAAUCUAGACAGAUCGGUUACGAGUGGUAAUUGGUAUUUUGAGCGAACAAAUUCCUACUGGUCGAUAUUUGCUGCAAGAUUAGCAGCCAGAAAGAAACAUUUGUGUAUGGAUUCAAUAAAAUAAAACAUUUGAUGUAUUUACAAACUUAUAAAUCAACGUCGAUGUCGUCAUUCAGAAGAUUUCGGCCAAUCUAUAGAAAUAUCAGCAAAGAUACGAAUUCUCGGCACACGAUCUACGCAACAGUUGGUGGUGUAGGUGUGACUGGUUACUACCUCUAUCAUUUAGAAGAGAAUGCAGCUGGACGCUGGCGAUUUCUAGACGUAACGCCCUCACAGGAGCGUCAAGCAGGUGAAGCAGCCUAUAGAGACAUGCUGCGACAGUAUCGCCGACAUAUUCUCCCUUCCUACCAUCCAACUGCUCGAUACGUGAGCGAUGUCGCAUCGCGGAUUAUACAAGCGUCACCUUACACUAUUGAUGGACGCUGGGAAGUUUUCGUCAUACACUCACCAGUGAAGAAUGCGAUGGUCUUGCCAGGCGGGAAAAUAUUCGUCUUUGAUGGCAUCCUCCCAAUGACGGCCAACAAAGACGGCUUGGCAGCUGUAAUUGGACAUGAAGCAGCACAUCAGUUUCUCCGUCAUGCAGGAGAACGUAUGAGUUUUGGUAAGAUCUUCGUCGCACUUGGUCUCGGUUUGCAGGCUAUGGGCAUUGAUUUCGGUAUCAGUCACGCAUUAUUUAAGCUCAUAUUGGAGUUACCUAACUCACGGAAAGCUGAACAUGAAGCUGACAAAAUUGGUAUGGAUGUCGCUGCUCGAGCGUGCUUCGAUCCCAGCGAGGCGAUAAGAGUGUGGCAGAGAAUGUCCGCUUCAGACAACGGUGAUAGAGCUUUAGAUUUCCUUUCCACACACCCAGGGCAUCAAGAUAGAAUAGAAAAACUCCGAGAGUACCUCCCACAUGCUCGAAAAAUAUACGACAGCAGUGAAUGCUCACAGAUGUCAGACUUUUCGACGUUAUCAAACACAAUUGCAAAUACUGUUAAAUGGUAAAACGGCC